Molecule: messenger RNA, 528 nt
Organism: Brugia malayi
Lineage: Eukaryota; Metazoa; Nematoda; Chromadorea; Rhabditida; Onchocercidae
Exons: 4
Coding region: 1-528 (175 amino acids)
Source: RefSeq, a predicted model, not a curated record
AUGCGGAGCCUUUGGACUAUUCUUAACAAAGUUUUGAGGCGAAAAAAUACGAAACCACCGAUUAUCAAUGGUCCAUCUACUACUACUAUCCAAAAACAACCACAAACAGCAUUCGUCCCUACCAAAAUUUCGAGGCAGACGGAAAACUUGAAAUUCAGUGAGAGCAAGGCUUAUUUUGGAAUUGAUAAGCGAAAACCACUAGAUGAGGUGACAGUAGUAGCCUCACAGUCCUAUCUGGAAGUUUGCGAUUCUGCAGCUCAUAAGCGAAAAGUAACAGCGUCGUUUUUGAGCAGUUUUGCGGUAGUAUGUUUCUACUUCUGGUAUUCCAGAAAGGAUUAUGGUGGAUUUCUGAAUGCUCCUAAAUACGAAGUAGUUCCAACUCUGAAAAGGUACGCUUUACGCAAACAAAUAGAAGAAGCACAUAAAAGAGGAAAAGAUACGACAUAUUUGAGGGCGACGUUGGACUAUGUUGAUGUGGAGGAGGCUAUUUACCGGGCUGAAGAGGGUGCUUUUACGCUUGACAUUUGA